Messenger RNA from Chelmon rostratus (copperband butterflyfish), 1824 nucleotides. RefSeq names its product complement factor I (gene cfi). Gene Ontology annotation, biological process: proteolysis. The record is from RefSeq and is a predicted model, not a curated record. Gene Ontology annotation, molecular function: protein binding; serine-type endopeptidase activity. Gene Ontology annotation, cellular component: membrane. The transcript has 16 exons. Lineage: Eukaryota; Metazoa; Chordata; Actinopteri; Chaetodontiformes; Chaetodontidae. The coding region runs from base 25 to 1824 and encodes 599 amino acids.
UCAACAACCCAACCCCCAACUCCUAUGGUCACCAGACCUGCCCCAACAACCCCUGAGGCACCUGUGAGAGAUGAGUUUCUGGGUCCACCUGAGUGUCAGAGUAAGAAAUUAACUCGUGCAUCAUGUGACUUGGUUUUUUGUCCACCAUGGGAGCGUUGCAUCGAAGGACGCUGCGCCUGUAAACCACCCUAUCUCUGUCCCACUGAGGAUGUGGCCCCAGUUUGUGGGCGGGACCAUAGAUCCUACCGUUCCUACUGCCAGCUGAUGGCCGUCUCAUGUCGGACCAAGAAACCCAUCAUGUCCCACUUUGGGGAAAAAUGCGGAGAAAGUCUACCAAAGUUCAGAAGUUCAAUAGACCCCGACAGAGUGGUAAGGGUCUUCAUUCCUGAUGCUGAGAGCAGUGAAGGUGGGGAGGAGUUACUAGUGUGUUGGAAGAUUUGGAACAUGGCGGCCGCUAAUGUGGCCUGCAAGGAGAAUGGGCAUCCACUUGGUGCAGCGACUGCUGAUUUUGUGCUCUACAACUCUGUGAAAGACGACCACAGCAGGCGGCUCCCACGCAGCUGUGUUAGCGUCCGCUGCCAAGGUUACGAGACUUCCCUCGCUGAGUGUGUAAUCUAUGACAAGGCCAGGAUUGGCGGCAGGAAGGUUGCUGCGGCAACCUGUUAUGACGCAUCACAAGCACCAAAAGAGGAGGAGUGUGGCUUCACCUGUGCUAACGGCAAGUGUGUGUCUCUAAACCAGACAUGCAAUGGAGUCGACGACUGUGGCGACCGCAGUGACGAGAUGUGUUGCAGAGACUGUAGGAACGGGAGUUUACGCUGCAAGACCGGUGUGUGUCUGCCUCCAGAUGCACUCGGUGAUGGACAGAUCGACUGUCUGGAUGGCGAAGAUGAAUCGCAGAAAUACACUAUGGGCAACAGUGAGAUACACUCAGACAUUUUAAAAUCAAGCCAGCAGUACGUCUCCCCCAAAAAAGAAACCAUAGCCAACAGAGUGCAUUUGGAGUCCAAGUUGUACUGUGGGAUUCCCAACAUAACCACGGUGGAUGAUGAGGAAGUGGAGGAGCGAGGAAGGACCAACCGAGUCAAGAGAGUGGUGGGGGGAGUCCCAGCUAAACCGACUCAGAUCCAGUGGCAGAUCGCUCUGGUGGACAACAGGAAGAUCGACUGUGGAGGGGCGUAUAUCGGAGGAUGCUGGGUUAUCACUGCUGCUCACUGCGUCAGGCCAAACCCCUCUGCGUUCAUGGUGAAGUUUUCUCUCUGGCAGAAGACUAGAGCUCAGAACACGACUGACAUUGUUCCUGUUGAAGAAAUUUACAUCCACCCCAAGUACAACGCCAGCACGUAUGAGAACGACAUCGCUCUGGUGCAGCUGGAGAAGCUUCCCUACAAGGACAAAUGUCUGGAGGACAACCCGGCCGUGAGCGCCGUCUGCGUUCCCUGGUCCGCUCAGCUCUUUCAGCCCAACCACACCUGCAGCAUCUCCGGAUGGGGACGAACUGCAGACGGCAGAGCAUCUCAGGUGCUGCUGUGGGCCAACGUGUCCCUCAUCGCUGACUGUCAGGGAUUCUACAAAGAUCGCUUCAAACCAGGCAUGAUGUGUGCAGGUGAUCUGGAUGGCAGCGUGGACUCCUGUCAGGGGGACAGUGGAGGUCCUCUGGUCUGUGAGGAUGAACUCGGUGUUUCCUACCUGUGGGGCAUCGUCAGCUGGGGAGAGAGGUGUGGUCAGCCUGGAUUCCCCGGAGUUUAUACACAGGUCGCUCAUUACUUUGACUGGAUCAGACUUCACACAGGCUGGCCUGCAGUCACCAAGUUCAACUCCUGA